Molecule: messenger RNA, 556 nt
Organism: Paraglomus brasilianum
Lineage: Eukaryota; Fungi; Glomeromycota; Glomeromycetes; Paraglomerales; Paraglomeraceae
Source: the annotation of a GenBank genome assembly
AUGACUGAAGUAGAAUCGGAGACUAAACGGAAAGGUAGCAAACUGUUAAAAUGGUUUGGAAAGCUGACAGUGAUUUCACCGCUACCUGGCUUCAUCCCAUAUUAUUCCCAUCGAAAAGCCAGACGAUCGAUCAAUCCUAAUUCAUACUCCUCGACCGUACAACACACAUCUUCACUACCAACAUCCACACCAUCCAAAAAGACCUUACCGUUUCCAUCACUUUUCUCCAAUGAACAAUUGUCUCCAUCGCGCACCUCUGCAUCCUCAACUCCCUCAAUACCAACCAUACCAACCAUACCAACCACGCCAACCACGCCAACUUCGCCAACUUCGCCAACUUCGCCAACCAGCCCAUCCUGGAAAACUCACCGCCAUCAAAUAUCCCGUACAAUUGAAACGACAACGACAAGUACAACCGCUACACCUGCCGAGGUUGCCGCAGUUAGUUGGGAGACUCCUGAUACAGAUGACGAUGAAGACGCUUUUGACAAUAUCCCGAACAAAAAGAGGAGGCGCUGGGGCGAUAUUGGAUUUGACAUAAGUUUCGAUCAUAUUG